This is a messenger RNA of Aspergillus nidulans FGSC A4, 1259 nucleotides long. Its product is annotated as Hsp20/alpha crystallin family protein. The record is from RefSeq and is a predicted model, not a curated record. The transcript has a single exon. NCBI's taxonomy places the organism in Eukaryota, Fungi, Ascomycota, Eurotiomycetes, Eurotiales, Aspergillaceae. The coding region runs from base 126 to 743 and encodes 205 amino acids.
AAUUCACAUCACUCUGAGUUCACUAAAGCUUCAUCAAUUAGACGCUUCAAAACAAAGCAUCCUCGCAAUCCACAAGGCAUCAAUUUCCUCGACAUUCUCAUAAACAAACCCACGUCACAGGUACAAUGGCUUUCUUCCCCCGCUACUGCUCAGGCGACUUCGCCCCUUUGUUUCAGCUCCUCGACGACUACGAUAUGCACCAGGCCACCCGCCGACCAAACAAGAAGGUCACCAACGUGAGAACAUUUGUUCCUAAAUUUGACGUCUACGAGCAAGGGGAUCGCUACUAUCUUGAUGGAGAACUUCCUGGAGUCUCACAGAGCAACAUUGAGAUCGAAUUCACCGACCCUCAAACCCUAGUUAUCAAGGGUCACUCUAAGAGAAAUUACCACCACAAAUCCGAGCCUGAUACCGAUGACAAGUCCGAGACAUCAUCGGUCAAGUCUCUUCAACCCACAGUCGAGGAUUGGGAUGAGAUGGAAGAUGCUACACCUGCGGUCGAGCAAACUCCAUCUUUGGGCCCCAAGGAAAAAGCUGUAGAGAAGAACUCCAGCACCAGGAGUCAGGAACCUGCCUACAAGUUCUGGGCAUCUGAGCGCUUGGUUGGAGAAUUCUCUCGAACCUUUGCCUUCCCUACCAGAGUGGACCAGGACGCCGUUAGGGCGAGCUUGAACAACGGUAUUCUGUCCGUGGUUCUUCCGAAAGAACCAGCUCCUCAACUCAAGAAAGUCCGCGUGGAGUAGAGAACAAAUACAAAUACCUUCCAACCUGCCAGUACGACGACGACGACGACGACGACGACGAUGACUCCUAAUGACUCCGUGAAUGCAUUGCGACACAUUGGACUACUCAAUUAGCAUGAUAUGAUGACGUCAAGUACGCUUGGUUGCUUCUGUUAUACUUCUGACAAGUUAUGUUCGGUUUCGUCAAGGACGGAUCUGGGAUUACAUGGGCUAGCUCUAUCUUCUUUUGUACCUUUACCACCUCCAGCAUGUUAACUUUGUACUAUAGCGGCAAGGGUACUGGAAUCUAAUCUACACUAUCAGAUUUAAUCUGUAUGGUCUUCUGGUACGUAGUAGUGCUCAGUACACGAGAAGUAGAUGCAAAACUUGUGAGUAUGCACUAUUUUGAUAGAGAACUAUUGGUCAACUAGAAGUUAUCAUACCAAGUAGAACAACUACCUAGUCUUUACAAGUCGCGGGCUUCUGCGAUCCCCUGCUUCCCGAAUUGCAGCCUAGUCUACAGAUCAUUCAACACGA